Messenger RNA from Lycium barbarum (goji berry), 2398 nucleotides. Its product is annotated as glycine-rich domain-containing protein 2-like. NCBI's taxonomy places the organism in Eukaryota, Viridiplantae, Streptophyta, Magnoliopsida, Solanales, Solanaceae. Bases 141 to 2240 code for a protein of 699 amino acids. The transcript has 9 exons. The record is from RefSeq and is a predicted model, not a curated record.
CUUAAAAUAUUUAAAUUAUAUGUGCAAAUAUGGUUUGAAACCAAUGUUCAAACGGGGCCUAAAUAAGAAUCGUUGUCUCCGUAGAGUUGUCUGGAGAUUCUCAAUUAACUUUCUCCGAAGUGCUUGUGGUCUAAGAAACAAUGGAGAUGGAGCAGCAGUUGGAGUGGAAUGAAGCACAGAAGAUUGUAAUAAAUGUAGACCUUAUUGCUGCAGCCAAACAGCACCUUGAGUUUCUUGCUACCAUUGAUAGGAACCGUUGGCUCUAUGAAGGCCCUGGUUUGAAUAUGGCAAUUUAUAGGUACUAUUCGUGUUGGCUACCGUUGUUGGCAAAACAUUCUGAGUGCCCCUUCUUUGAAGGACCUUUGGUUGUUCCCCUUGAUUGUGAAUGGGUUUGGCAUUGCCAUAGGCUCAAUCCUGUUAGAUACAAGACUGACUGCGAGCAAUUAUAUGGGAGGAUUCUUGACAACCAUAACAUUGUAUCUUCUUUGAAAGGAAUAUCAAAAAUGGAAACAGAAGAGACAUGGAAAAAUUUGUAUCCGAAUGAACCGUAUGACUUGGAUUCAGCGAGAGCUCUUUCAGAUAAAAACCCUGCACAAAUUCUAGAAUCUGAAAACUGCAGUAACUAUGAUUUAGUCUCUGCUGUUAAAAGGCAAAGCCCCUUCUUCUACCAGAUUGUUCAGACAUGCUGGUAUGGUACACAUCAUUUGCGGUCUUAUAUCAUGUAUUUCCUCCAGGUGUCUAGACCCCACAUGACAAAUGAGGUCUAUCUUGAAGGAGCUGUGGCUCGAUACAAGGGUUUCUUACACUUAAUCCGGAGAAACAUAGCAAGAUCAAUUAAGAGCUUCUCUGUUCCAACUUAUGACAUUGACCUUAUCUGGCACACUCACCAGUUACAUCCUAUUUCGUAUUGUAAAGAUCUUGUUGAUAUCAUGGGUGAGGUGUUAAAUCAUGAUGAUACUGAUUCAGACAGAACAAAAGGGCAGAAGCUGGAUACUGGGUUUUCUGGAACUACAAAACUUUGGGAGGAAAUAUAUGGUUUAAGCUAUUGGAGGGCAGGUGCAAUGUAUAGAGGAAAUACACCAUCUCCUCUUAGAACUUGUGCUUACCCCUCCAAUCCCGUGAGCAAGAAGGAAGAUACCUUUGCAGAUCAGAAGAUAAUUCAUCUUCCAGAGAUGAAAGUUUUGGAAGUCAUGUUGGAGAUCAUAGGCAUAAGAAACUUACCUGAAGGUCGCAAGGGAGGCUUCUUUGUUUACUUUAGCAAGUCACAGCCUGAUAGAAUCUUUAAUGCAAGAAAGAAACUUACUAUUUUCUCUGAGAGUGGGGAAAAGCAGGUUGCUUACUUCCAAUGUGAACCUUGUGGACAUCUUCUAUUAGAAAUCAUGUCCCAGUCAUCUCAUGAUAUGUCGAUUUCAAAAUCUGUUGAAGUUAUAGGUUCUACUGCUCUCUCUUUAAACGAUUUGACUUGCCCAGCUUCAAAACUCACAAUGGAGAAAUGGUUGGAAGUUGUGCAAAGCACUAAAUUAGAAGCAUUGGAACCAAUCUGUAUACGAGUAGCUGUAUCAGUUACAACACCUAGUGCUGCACCAUAUGUGUUUCACAUGGUUUGCACCCGAGCAUUCUCAAAAAUUUCUUGUUUUUUCACAUUUCGUGGAAGGAUUCAGUAUGCAAAGAAUUGGACUCGUGUCAUUGAUGAUGCUGGUGAUGAGAUCAUUAGCCUACAAAUGAGGAACUCCAAGAAAUCAAAGAGAAUGAGUGAUUCUACAUUGAAAAAGGAGUUGAUCGGCAUCAACAAGGCUGGUGAGACGCAUACUCUUGCUAAGUUAGUUGGGAAAGCGUGGUUGUUAGUGGAUUCCCACUGGUCCCUCCAAUUUCAAACUUGCAGUGGCGAUGAUGGUUACCUUUUGGAGUUGGUUGGUGGUUCCAGGAUUAUAAAGUUCUUCCCUGGUCAAAAGUUGGAUUAUGAGCACAAGCACUGUGCAAAGGGAAGAAAUCAAGAUGAUUUUAUGACGGCAAUUGAAUUCUCUUCAGAGCACCCAUAUGGAAGGGCACUGGCGUUGCUCGACUUAAAAUGUGGUGUUAUCAAUGUCAAAGAGGAGUGGUUACUUUUGCCUGGCAUCAUAACAGCUUUUAUACUAGGUGAUAUUUUGAGAAAGAAAGGGUAUAGCAGCUUGCUGAGCAUUGGCAACAAUUUGAAGGAUAAGAAUACUUCAAUUGAAGAAACUAAUGCAUGCAAUGAAUAGGGCAACAAAAGUAGUCUGAAAUUCUGAUGCUGAGAAGGCAAUGAAUGUUGGAAAUGUGUGUUUAUACUUGUUAAUAUGCUUGUGUAUCUGUUUGUGCAGGUGUGUAUGAUGUAUAUAAUAAUGUAUAAAAGCUGAAUAAGUUUCUGAGUUCUCAAUUA